UUGGAAAAGGGGAACAAAUAAACAAACAGCUGUGGGGCAUCACAGCCACACUAAUUUUAAAUUAAUUUUAAUUUAUAACUGGAGCCAGGUUUCGGCUACAAUUGAAAAAUUGAGUUAAAUUGAGGUGAGAAACUCUAUUGCUGAAGCUACCAUGUCGCUGAACUACGAAGAGAUGAGCUGGUCGGAUGUGCGUGAUCAGUUCCGGAAGUGGCGCGAGGAGAACACCCGCCACAGCGAGGAGGUGGUCCAAUUGUGGGUGGCGGUUCUCGAGGACAAAGUACACAAGACCGGCAACGAGCGGCAUCUGAUCCUGGAGCAGGUGAUCAUCGCGGCACUGGACACUGCCCGCUUCGACAUUGCCACUCAGUGCACCAAGCAGCUGGCCGUAGAGUUUCCCGGCAGUUUGCGAGUGAUGAAGUUCAAGGCGAUGCGGUAUGAGGCCCUGGAGCAGUACGAUGAGGCAGAUGAGGUGCUCGAUGCCAUAAUUGCCAAGGAUGAGACGAAUGCUGCGCCCAGGAAGCGCAAGAUUGCUAUCUUAAAGGCCCGUGGUCGCCGGGUGGAAACUAUCAAGGAGUUGAACGAAUAUCUUAAAAAAUUCAUGUCUGACCAGGAGGCCUGGCACGAGCUAUGCAAUUUGUACUUGGCUGAAGGCGAGUACGGCAAAGCAGCAUUUUGCAUGGAGGAGGUUUUGCUGCACAAUCCCCACAGUCACCUAAUUCACCAGCGCCUUGCUGAGAUUCGCUACACAAUGGGAGGCGUUGAGAACGUGGAGUCGGCUCGCACUUACUACUCGCAGGCUCUUAAGCUUAACCCCCGUAACUUGAGGGCUCUUUACGGCAUGUACUUGAGCUGCAACUUUUUGGCCAACUCCAGGGCGGUGAGCUCCAAGCGCAAAGAACUGCAAAAACUAGCCAGCUGGGCCCUCGAACAGGUUGCGGAGCAAACUACCAAACAGUCCACGAUCAAAAACAACGACAAACUUAUUCUGUCAUUGGAAGCUGCCUUAGGAAACCUGGAAAUCAAAUCGAAUUGACCAAUACAAGCACUGAUGGUCAUCACAUCAUUUGUGCAAUAGAUGCCAGAAAAGAAUGAUUCCAAAUAUUUUCAGAAAUGGGUUUCCAGUUUCUGUCUCAUAAGAUAAACUUACAAAAAAACAACAGCAGGAGUAAAACACAACCAUUUUAUAAUCAGCGCAUCCGAGAUAGUAUUUUUUUGAUGUUAACGAUUCGGUGUAGGCUUCAAUCUCGGAUAAUUUAUACCCUCAGUGCUAUUGGGUUAUGCGAAAAUACCUAGUUCUGUAAUAAAUCUAGCAAAAUCAA
This is a messenger RNA of Drosophila ananassae, 1319 nucleotides long. RefSeq names its product ER membrane protein complex subunit 2. Bases 152 to 1033 code for a protein of 293 amino acids. NCBI's taxonomy places the organism in Eukaryota, Metazoa, Arthropoda, Insecta, Diptera, Drosophilidae. The record is from RefSeq and is a predicted model, not a curated record. Gene Ontology annotation, cellular component: EMC complex. Gene Ontology annotation, molecular function: protein binding. The transcript has 4 exons. Gene Ontology annotation, biological process: protein folding in endoplasmic reticulum.